Molecule: messenger RNA, 3400 nt
Organism: Porites evermanni
Lineage: Eukaryota; Metazoa; Cnidaria; Anthozoa; Scleractinia; Poritidae
Source: the annotation of a GenBank genome assembly
CACAAGAAGCUCCUGCAUUCUUGUCUGUCGGUAAAUAUGGUAAGGGUUCUUUUCUUUGCGAUUUGUGCACUUGUUAUAAACAGCUGUGUUUGUGCGACCACCACUGGGAGAGACAGACCAAAGCCACAUGAAGAAAAGCUAUCGGAAAAGGAGGGCACAGAAUACGACCAUGAGGCUUUCCUCGGAGACAUGAAGGAAGAAUACGACGACCUUCCUCCUGAAGAAGCUAAAAAGCGCUUGAGAAUUCUGGUCAAACGUUUAGAUACCGAUAAAGAUGGCUUUGUUACAGGGGAGGAGCUCACAAACUGGGUAAAAGCUGUCUUCCGCAAACGCUUGAUGAAUGGAAUAGAAGAUGAUGUCAAGGCAAAAGAUACCGAUAAAGACGGGAAGGUGUCGUGGGACGAAUACCAGAAAGAAUCGUAUGGCGCUGAGGAGAUGGAAGAUCCAGAUGAUGAAGAAACCAAAAAAAUGCUGCAAAAUGACAAAAGGCGAUUCGACGUUGCGGACAAAAACAAGGACGGAGGUUUGAGUAAAGAAGAGUUUGUUAACUUCAUGCAUCCUGAAUCAUCUCCAGAAAUGGGAGACGUUCAUGUCAUAGAAACUAUUGAAGGUGAGUUCUUGGUUACAAGAAAAUUUAAGAUAUUUUUAUCCACCUUGAGAAUUUUAAUUUCUAAGUAUUGCUGCUUCUGUAGAUUACUUUUUUAAAAAAAGAAAAUCGUGUCAAAACCGAUUUGUUCUUGUAACAGUUUUCUUAGUUCCAUGCAAUCAACAAGUUAAGUCGUGAUUGUUUUGCGAAAUCCAAUUAUGCUUGAAAAAUGGAAUAAUGCGUUAUCUCAUUAAAUUAGCAUUUGUAGCACUGGAAUUCAUUAUACUUUCAAAUCAGUGAAACAAUAGUCACACAUUGCACCGUUUUUGUUUUCAUUUUGAUUAGACGGCCUUAUAGGUAAGUUUUGUUGGAAUUAUGCCAAGGAGUCUUUUAAUAAUAUUAUGAUAUUUAUUAAAAAUAUUUUCUUUGAACAAAUAAGAAAAAUUAAAAAUUCAGCUACUAGUGGUGAAAAAGAUAGUCUGUCUCCAGUAUCCAUGGUUUUGUUUGGGAUAAGCUAACCUUUUAAAAUAAUUUAAUGGAAAUUAAAUAUUUAAAGAACUUGACAGGAUGUAAAAUUAAUAUCAAUAUCCAAUAACCUUGAUAUUUGAUCAGCCAUUUUUACUUGGGGGCUGAUAAAAUACAUUUUUCAAUUUAUGACUCAAACACUUUAUUUGACUUUCAGUGGGAUAGCUUAUUGCUAUUUUUUCUAUUUGCUUUGUCUUUUUUUUUCUUUCUUCCUAUUUUGAUCUGUAAUGUUGCAAAAAUUUUCAAUUUUUCAUUUUUAAAGAUUAAUUUGAGCAUAACCUGAUCAUAUGUGGUAAUUACAGGGAACCAGUAAAUGUUAUCAUGGAUAGUUUAGUAUUUUCCCAGUUAUUAAUCUAAUAUGUAAUCCUUUCACCACCCUGUUUUUCAAGUUUCAAAAGUAACCAAGAGGGAAUUUUUUUUAUGUGUGUGGGGAUAUUUUUAGCAUUUAUAGCAGCUUUGGACAAGAUUGGACAAUUGUUACAUCCCUUCUAUGAAAAAGAGAAAACUUCUUUCCUAAAGAAAAGAAGCUAAACAAGCCCUGGCGUACAAUAAUAUUACAAAUAUAUACAGUACAACCAGCAACAAGAUAGUUGAGACACUUAUUCCCAACAGGCUUUUACCCAGACAUUGAAAACUGACCGUCCAGAAGGCAUAAAAUUAUAAGAGAUUAAGUGGCUGGACACCCUUUCUGGCUAAAACCUUGAUCCCCAAUAUGUUCCAUAUUUAACUGAUACCUUCCUCUUCAAAUAGGACAAAGCAAGCCUUCCCUCUCCCAUUCCGUGUAAAAGGGUUUUACCAUUGAUCAAGUUACCUGCAGGAAAAGCUUUAGUGAAAAAGGGGUUGGGGACGGGUGCUGAGGAGCAUGAAGGGGUCCAGAUUGGUUUUUUUCUGCUACAUACCAUUAUUUCAUCUGUUUGAUGAAUGAGUCCAGUAAUAAUAAUAAAUAAUGAAGGCAUCCAUGCAAGAAAGGCCUUAGUGAAAUUUUUGGUCAUUUUUUUAUUUUGGUCCGAUUUUCCCAAUAUGUUGCAUGUGGACUAAGAUUGAUAAAAAUCAUAUUAUUCUGUAUUUUUUUUUUACCAAUUUCUGCUUUUUCUUCAAGAAAUAACCUAUGCAAAAACCUGGUCGGCGUUCUUUGCUUUCUAUUGUUCAAAGCGAAAUACAAAAGAAACGGUUUAUUGUAGUAAUGCUUACAUAACUUCUGCUUGCCUUUGCAGAUAUUGAUAAUAAUAAGGAUGGCUAUGUUAGCUUGGAUGAAUUCUUGGGUGAUUAUCGUGAUCCUGAUGACAAUGAGGCUGAAGAACCAGAAUGGGUCAAGGACGAAACAAAGAAAUUUAAGGAAGAAUAUGACAAGAAUCAUGAUGGAAAACUUGACAAAGAUGAGGUGGGUAAAUGUCUACUUUGCACUUGACUGAGCACGUGAUCAAAUAGGGAAACAGCUGCGAUAAAUACAGACUAUUCAACCCUUUGUGUAUGUAAAAUCAGGAUAUUUUUCUAAUUAUCAAUGAAUCGUGUAGGUGUAGAAGGUGCGAGCUGCAAGGGGGGUCUGAUGGCAUGUUUCCUCAGCAAAUUUUGAAAUGUCGAUGCUCUGAAACACCAUUUCUAGUGUUCUGAGAGGACAAUGUAUGUCUAAAAUGUACGCAAAAUUGAUUGUCAAUUUUAUGCUUAUUUUUAUUUGUGUGAUGUCAUUUUGAAUUUAUCCAGUUUUUGGAAGUAUUUUCCAGUCAAAGCCCUUAAAUGAGAACUUCGUAUAAACAACCACCUCUCAUAAGCGACUGCAACCACUUUUUGGCCUGACAGCUUUGACAGUUUUCCAUAGUUUUAACCCCUUGUAAGCGACCACUUGACUUAUGGUUUAGUAUAUUCGUUUCCUGUUAGUACUAGGCUACUCGGAGUAUACGAAGAACCUUAAAUGACAAUUAUAGAAUAUAGCAUUAUGAGGUCCGCUUCUUGAAAGAGACCCCUUACAGUUGGAUUCUCGUAAGCAACCACCUCCUGUAGGCAACCACUAAAUCUUCUCAUUUUGGUUGGUCACUUAUGGGUGGUUCAUAUGUAAUAACACUACAAGUAAGUAACAUAUUUUACAUGUAAACUUGAUAGGUCAAACUUUGGAUUCUUCCCGAGACUGACCAGAUGAUGGCCCAAGAAGAAGCACAGCAUCUGAUUACGUCAGCUGAUGAUGAUAAAGAUGGAAAACUUAGUGAGGAAGAGAUCGUGACAAAUCAUGAAACAUUUGUUGGAAGUGAAGCCACCGAUUAUGGCCGUGCUUUACCCAAACAUGAAGAGCUAUAG